Messenger RNA from Musa acuminata AAA Group (dessert banana), 1199 nucleotides. RefSeq names its product transcription factor MYB105-like. Gene Ontology annotation, molecular function: DNA-binding transcription factor activity, RNA polymerase II-specific; RNA polymerase II cis-regulatory region sequence-specific DNA binding. The transcript has 2 exons. Gene Ontology annotation, biological process: regulation of DNA-templated transcription. Gene Ontology annotation, cellular component: nucleus. The record is from RefSeq and is a predicted model, not a curated record. Bases 329 to 817 code for a protein of 162 amino acids. Lineage: Eukaryota; Viridiplantae; Streptophyta; Magnoliopsida; Zingiberales; Musaceae.
CGGCGCUGCCGAAAGUGGACAGUCGAAGUCCUGUGCCAGAGGCCAUUGGAGGCCAGCUGAGGACUCCAAGCUCAAAGAACUGGUGGAACUCUACGGUCCCCAGAACUGGAACCUCAUAGCAGAAAAGCUGGAGGGCAGAUCAGGUAGAGAGCUGAGCGAAUCUCCUUCUCUCUCUUCUGCUAACUGUAGGAGCUUGUUUUGACAUGAAGCUCUACUCUACUCCCUCGUGUCUGGGUUUGAAGGUAAGAGUUGCAGAUUGAGAUGGUUCAACCAGUUGGAUCCGAGGAUCAACAGAAGGCCUUUCACCGAAGAGGAAGAGGAGAAGCUGAUGACCGCUCACAGAUUGUAUGGUAACAAAUGGGCCAUGAUCGCGAGGCUUUUCCCUGGUAGAACCGACAAUGCGGUGAAGAACCACUGGCAUGUCAUCAUGGCGAGGAAGUAUAGGGAGCAAUCCUUCGCCUGUCGGAGGAGAAAGCUAAGCCAAGCUGUCCACCGGAGAUUUGAGGAAGUUGCUGCGGCAGGCGCAACAGCCGCCCGUGGCUUUAGCAGCAGUCAUUCUUCGCCUUCCUUCCCUUCUCGUAUUCCUCUUGAUUCCUUCUCUGCUAACAAGGCUGAUGAGAAGGGUGAUAUGCAAAGUGCUGAGCCCUUCAUGGUGUUCGGACAGCAUUCUCCCCUCAGCUUGUCGAUGCAACAAUCAACCCACUUAUCCCAUGUUUCUGCCAAUGAGACACCAUUUGAAGAGAACUCAGAAAGCAGCCACCUUGAUGCUGCAGCCUCACCAACUUUCAUAGAUUUCCUUGGAGUAGGAGCCACAUGAGUUGUGAGGUGAAAGGAUCAAAACAAAGGCAGGCAGAAGAACAAUGCAAAAGGACCAGUUAGAAAAGCUGGGUGCCAAGAGAAUAGAGAGACCAAGAUGCCAGCACAGAGAAGAAGAUACCAUUGUUGUUUGAGUUAAGGGGACAAAUUUUGCUUGGCCAUUUAACCUCUCAGUUUAUGUGAUUUAAACAUCCAAAGCCAGGGUAGAAUAUUUGUAUUUUAGUAGGUAAAAUUAGUUCCAGUCAAGUCUACUAAUUGGCUAAACUUGUGUCUAUUCUGGUUGGAGACUCAAUUUCUCCUCCUUACUCUCAAGUUUAUGCUCUGAGAACAUUUUUCUCCAAGAAAAUGGGAGAGUUCAUAAUCCACAAAAUAUUUGCACAUAC